Messenger RNA from Oncorhynchus nerka (sockeye salmon), 926 nucleotides. RefSeq names its product very long chain fatty acid elongase 5-like. The record is from RefSeq and is a predicted model, not a curated record. The coding region runs from base 177 to 926 and encodes 249 amino acids. Gene Ontology annotation, cellular component: endoplasmic reticulum membrane. Gene Ontology annotation, biological process: fatty acid elongation, polyunsaturated fatty acid; sphingolipid biosynthetic process; very long-chain fatty acid biosynthetic process. Gene Ontology annotation, molecular function: fatty acid elongase activity. Lineage: Eukaryota; Metazoa; Chordata; Actinopteri; Salmoniformes; Salmonidae. The transcript is spliced from 2 exons.
GUCAGCCAAGGCUACGCAUCUUCCAGGGGUCAGAAAUUGAGACUUUUAAUUAUAAACUAAACAUGUACAUAGACUCAUAGAUGGGUCCCAGAGAUGAGCGGGUACAGGGAUGGCUGCUUCUGGACAACUACCCUCCAACCUUUGCACUAACAGUCAUGUACCUGCUGAUCGUAUGAAUGGGGCCCAAGUACAUGAGACACAGACAGCCGGUGUCUUGCCGGGGUCUCCUCUUGGUCUACAAUCUGGGCCUUACCAUCUUGUCCUUCUAUAUGUUCUAUGAGAUGGUGUCUGCUGUGUGGCACGGGGAUGAUAACUUAUUUUACCAAGACACACACAGUGCAGGAGAAACCGAUACCAAGAUCAUAAAUGUGCUGUGGUGGUACUACUUCUCCAAGCUCAUAGAGUUGAUGGAUACCUUCUUCUACAUCCUACGGAAGAACAACCAUCAGACCACGUUCCUGCACAUCUACCACCAUGCUAGCAUGCUCAACAUCUGGUGGUUCGUCAUGAACUGGGUGCCCUGUGGUCACUCCUACUUUGGUGCCUCCCUGAACAGCUUCAUCCAUGUCCUGAUGUACUCUUACUAUGGGCUCUCUGCUGUUCCGGCCUUGCAGGCCUAUCUAUGGUGGAAGAAAUACAUCACACAAGUACAGCUGAUUCAGUUCUUUUUGACCAUGUCCCAGACGAUAUGUGCAGUCAUUUGGCCAUGUGAUUUCCCCAGAGGGUGGCUGUAUUUUCAGAUAUUCUAUGUCGUCACACUUAUUGCCCUUUUCUCAAACUUCUACAUUCAGACUUACAAGAAACACCUUGUUUCAUCAUCAGAAUGGCUCUGUUGCUUCGUUGAAAGGCCAUGUGAAUGGGGUGACACCCACGGAAACCAUUACACACAGGAAAUGUGGUGGGAACAAAGCUUUAAUCAACCUUGA